UUCGUCAUUGCAUACGCAUGUCUACAAUUUGCAGUAAAUUUCAAGGUGCAAAGUUAAGUACUCUGCGUGUGUGUCUGAGAGAUCAGUGAGAGAGAAAUUAAGAGAGAUGGAAAAGCAGGGAAAGAGACGCCUCCGGGUGGUGCUAGUACCAGCGCCGUUCCAAGGCCACAUAAACCCAAUGCUUCAGUUGGGCAGCAUCCUCCACUCCAAUGGCUUCUCCAUCACUGUCGUUCACGCCCAAUACAACUCCCCCAACCCUUCAAUCCACCCCGAUUUCAGCUUUCUUUCCUUACCAGAUACCUCUUCUGACCACAACAUCUUAGCUGGCGACGGAGGAGCCAUUGUAUUGCAGCUUAAUGCCAAAUGCAAAGCUCGUUUCCGAGAAUGCUUGGCUGCUGAAGUGAUGAGGCAACAGGGCCCAGACGAUGGAAUCGCCUGCAUCAUCCACGAUGAGCUCAUGUACUUUUCCGCAGCAGCGGCAAAGGAUAUAAAGCUUCCAAGCAUCGUCUUACGCACAUCUAGUGCUGCCACUUUUCUUGCUCGUACUGCCCUCAUGAACCUAAAGGCAGAAGGCCACAUUCCCUUCCCAGAAUCUAGGUCGCAGGAUCCAAUUCCGGAGCUUUAUCCACUCAGGUUCAAAGAUCUACCUAUCCCCAUUUUCGGAAAAUUAGAGAACACUUUGCAACUAAUGAGUGGAGCCGCCAACAUUAGAACAUCUUCGGCCAUCAUUUAUAAUACAAUUGACUGCCUUGAAAAUUCAUCAUCGGCAAAGACCCAACAGCAAUGUCAAGUUCCAACCUUCCUAAUAGGCCCAAUGCAUAGUUUUGCUUCGGCCACCUCUAGUAGCUUAUUAGAGGAGGACACUAGCUGUUUGGCAUGGCUUGAUAAGCAAAGUUGUAACUCAGUCAUUUAUGUAAGCUUGGGAAGCGUGGCAUUCAUGGACAUCAAAGAAUUUGUUGAGAUGGCUUGGGGGCUAGCAAAUAGCCAACAACUUUUCUUAUGGGUGGUUCGCCCAGGCUCAAUUCGUGGUGUAGAAUGGAUUGAGAUACUGCCUGAAAGUUUUAAAAAAAACAUUGGCGAAAGAGGUUAUAUUGUGAAAUGGGCACCCCAAAAGGAAGUUCUUCCGCAUAGUGCCAUGGGAGAGUUUUUUAGCCAUUGUGGAUGGAAUUCAACACUAGAGAGUAUUUGCGAAGGUGUUCCAAUGAUAUGCAAACCAUGUUUCGGGGACCAGAGAGUGAAUGCAAGGUAUGUGAACUAUAUAUGGAAGGUAGGCCUAGAAUUGGAUAGUGAUUUAGAGAGAGGUGUGAUAGAGAGAGCAGUAAAAAGACUUAUGGUAGAUGAAGAAGGGAAAUCAAUGCGGAAGAGGAGCAACAAUUUCAAAGAGAUAGUGAAACUUUGCACCAGGGAAGGUGGUUCUUCCAAUAAUUCUUUGAAUGAGCUAAUAAAGAUGAUUGUGUCAUUUUAAUUUCACAUAUCUUUGAUCAAAACAUCGGUUUUUUUUCUUCUUCUUAUGGAGGGAUCAUAUUUAAAGUCCAUGUAUGGAAGAUCAAAAAAGGAAAAUAAAUAAAUAUUCUCCUAAUUAUAUUUAU
Messenger RNA from Alnus glutinosa, 1589 nucleotides. RefSeq names its product UDP-glycosyltransferase 76E2-like. Gene Ontology annotation, molecular function: UDP-glycosyltransferase activity. The record is from RefSeq and is a predicted model, not a curated record. The transcript is spliced from 2 exons. NCBI's taxonomy places the organism in Eukaryota, Viridiplantae, Streptophyta, Magnoliopsida, Fagales, Betulaceae. The coding region runs from base 107 to 1465 and encodes 452 amino acids.